CCAGGCACGCAGCACGAGCUUCCGCGUGCUGGUGGAACUGUGCCACCAAAGCAUGUCGCGCCAGAAGAGCAAUUCCUUCAGGCUCGCCCAGCUGCAGGGUUCCGCCUGGUCGCUCUCGUGGGCGCAGACGGCUCCCGACUCUUCCUCUGAGGCUCCAGAUUGCCAAACACGUAUCAACCGUCUGAAAUACAUCCUGUCCAAGAAACGGAAGACUCCGCUUUCUGCUAGAGGCCACUGGUCCACCUGGCCUGCGUUUGCAUCCGGACAGACCGUCCCAAGGAGUCCCAAACCCUGCCGUGCCCCAGAGGAGAGACCGCCUGGCAAUAAACAGGUCCUUCGCACCAUUCCAAAGCCACGAUACUUGGAGCGACUGGAGUCCUACCUAAGGAAAGAGCUGCAGUCUCUUGAUCUGACUAAAAAGAACUCUCAGGAGCUGAAGUUACAGCCCUACAGAGAGAUCUUUGAAUUCUUCAUAGACAACUUCAAGACCUACAAGCCCUUGCUGUCAGCUAUAAAGAAUGAAUACGAAGUUACUUUGGCUCAUCAGAAGAAGACAAUUCGUGCCCUGGAGCCCCUGAAGGCUAUGAUCACAACCAUGUCCGAGGAGUGCACCCAGAAGAUACUGGCUCUGCAGGAAAAGGAGAGAGAUGAAAUAAAUAUGUUAAAGCAAGAGAAACAACAUUUGUUAAAGUUCAUUGACAACAUGAAGGAAGAAAAGAGUUCUCUUCAGGUUCAGGUGGAGCGUCUGCGGACGAGCGUAGCUGAGGAGUAUGCUCGCUAUCUCAAUGAGUACGGUGCCCGCAAAAUGCUUCUAGCAAAACUGAACGACAUGUACAACGAACGGCUGGACAGGACACGCCACCAAGUCCAAGACGUCAAGGGUGAAGAUGCGGUGAAGUUAACUUUGGCAUUAAAGAUAGCUCGGCAGGACCUCACCAAAGCCCAGGUGAAGCUGAACGCAAUGAUAGCGGACUACGGAGAUGUUGUGCCCAGGAGAGAUUUUGAAUCACUGGAGAAAAAAUACUCUGAUUUACUUCAGGAGAUGAAGACCCUGCAGAGGGAUUUUGAUCAGCUCCAUAAGGAAUAUGAAACACUGCAGGAAAUCCACAGAGAGACCGCAGAAGAGCGAGACAACUUCCGCGCCAAACUCCAGCAAGCGCAGCGCAACCGCACGCCCCGGCCAAACUGGGCAAAGUGUUCAGAGGUGAUUCCUGGUGGAGCUGCCCGGUGGGGCUGUCUGGCCGAGGGGAAGACCAGCGAUCAGCUGGUGGAUGUGCUUCUGGAAGAAAUAGGAACAGGAGUGCUAAAAGAGAUAAAUGUCUUCCCUGGAUGGGGCAAAGGCGACACAGUGCCUGUGUACCUGAGGCACGACGGUGAAGUCAAGAACAAAAAACUGACUAAGAAGGAUGUGGUGAACAUCCUAAAGGAUGUCUGGAAGGAGAAAAUUGCACUAGAACAGCAGACAGGGAAGCGCUCCAGUCUUCCCGAGUUCUUUCUCGGCUACCUCCAGAAGAAGUACGGAGAUGCCGCUGCCAUGGAAUGGUCUUACACCCUCUACAAGAACAUGCGACUCUGUCGCUCAAACCACGUCCUGAGCUCAUUCUACGACGUACUCACCGGGAAGGUGGGUGAAGAACAGUACCACGGCCAGAAUCAGCUGGUUUCCAACCUGCAGAAGGACCUGGCUGCCUGCGACAGCUCAAACAGCGGAUCCCUGACCCGCGAGCAGUUCAGCGCAGCUGUGAGGGAGGCUUUUCCCUUGAAAAGGAAGGAGUCAAUCCAAGAACUGGUCGAUGCAAGCAGAUACAGGCUGGACAGCACUGAAGACCUCAUUGACUACGUAUCCUUAUUCAAAGAAGAUGAGGAGGGGAACGCUGAACCUUUUGUUGCAAAGCUCAGGAGCCAGUACGUCAGGGAGAGGCGGGAGUAUCUGAGAGAGCUGAGGAGCAAGCUGGGAGAUUUAACGGAGGUGAAGGCAGAUGACCUGAAGACCGCCUUCUGCACCAUCGACCCCGAUAUCGAUGAUCAGACGCUGGAUACCUACGUUGGCCUGGCUUACCAGGUCCGGAGAGAACAGCCAGACCAAGACGUCGUGCCCACGGAAACUGCGCUUGAGAGACUGCUUGCUGGAGACGUGAGACGAGCCGGGCCCUCGCCUGGGGAGAGAAGCACGACAAGCCUUGAAGAAGAGCAAGCAGACUUCCAGGAUUAA
This is a messenger RNA of Balearica regulorum gibbericeps (East African grey crowned-crane), 2212 nucleotides long. The record is from RefSeq and is a predicted model, not a curated record. Lineage: Eukaryota; Metazoa; Chordata; Aves; Gruiformes; Gruidae.